AUGGAUGAAUACACACCUGAUUUUAAUGAUCCAAAAGAUUUUUAUGCCAUUCUUGGAUUAAAAAAUAAAUCAAAUGAAGAAGAUAUUAAAAAAGCAUAUCGUAAAUUAGCAUUACAAUAUCAUCCUGAUAAAUCUAAAGAAGAAGAUGCAGCUGAAAAAUUUCAAAAAAUUACUGAUGCAUAUAAUUUUUUAUCAAAUUAUAGAAAUAAAAGAGUUUAUGAUUUAUUUGGAUAUACUAUUUUUGAAUAUAAAGAAUUAAUUUGUCAAAUAUCAUUAUGUUUAAAUUGUAUUUCAUGUUGUUCAAUUCCAUUAUUAAUAAUAAUAGUAGGAUUAUUUGAUGUUUGGAUUAUAAUGUUUUUAAUUAGAUUAGAUGUUCCUAAAACAUGGUAUUUUGCAUAUAUUGAAAUACCAAUAUAUAUUUAUAUUUUAUUACCUAUUUUAACAUCUUUAUUUGUAGAAGGAUUUUUAAAUAAAAUUCUUUCAUUUAUAAAAUGGGUAAGUUUUUUAUAA
This is a messenger RNA of Entamoeba dispar SAW760, 510 nucleotides long. RefSeq lists its product as uncharacterized. Gene Ontology annotation, molecular function: Hsp70 protein binding. NCBI's taxonomy places the organism in Eukaryota, Evosea, Mastigamoebida, Endamoebidae. Gene Ontology annotation, cellular component: endoplasmic reticulum membrane. Gene Ontology annotation, biological process: cellular response to misfolded protein. Bases 1 to 510 code for a protein of 169 amino acids. The transcript has a single exon. The record is from RefSeq and is a predicted model, not a curated record.